This is a messenger RNA of Jaculus jaculus (lesser Egyptian jerboa), 1775 nucleotides long. It is a transcript of the gene Tacstd2, whose product is annotated as tumor associated calcium signal transducer 2. The coding region runs from base 89 to 1051 and encodes 320 amino acids. NCBI's taxonomy places the organism in Eukaryota, Metazoa, Chordata, Mammalia, Rodentia, Dipodidae. The transcript has a single exon. Gene Ontology annotation, biological process: positive regulation of stem cell differentiation. Gene Ontology annotation, cellular component: membrane; nucleus. The record is from RefSeq and is a predicted model, not a curated record.
AAGCCCGCCGAGUCCCAGCGUCCAGCCAGAGCCCGCAGAGACCCUGCGUCCAGUCCCUCUCGUCGCGUCCCAGAGCCUGCGCCCCACCAUGGCCAGUGGCCCCGGGCUCGCGCCGCCGCUCCUGAGGCUGCUGCUGCUGGUGGCGUCCGUGGCCCACUUGGCGGCCGCGCAGGGCAACUGCACGUGUCCCACCAACAAGAUGACCGUGUGCGGCCCGGACGGCCCGGGUGGCCGCUGCCAGUGUCGCGCGCUGGGCUCGGGCGUGGUGGUGGACUGCUCCACACUCACCUCCAAGUGCCUGCUGCUCAAGGCGCGCAUGAGCGUGCCCAAGGCCGGCCGCAAGCUGGUGAAGCCGAGCGAGCACGCGAUCGUGGACAACGACGGCCUCUACGACCCCGAGUGCGACCACGAGGGCCGCUUCAAGGCGCGCCAGUGCAACCAGUCGUCGGAGUGCUGGUGCGUGAACUCGGUGGGCGUGCGCCGCACUGACAAGGGCGACCAGAGCCUUCGCUGCGACGAGGUAGUUCGGACCCACCACAUCCUCAUCGACCUCCGCCACCGGCCCACGGCGCGCGCCUUCAACCACUCGGACCUGGACGCCGAGCUGCGGCGGCUCUUCCGCGAGCGCUACCGGCUGCACCCCAGGUACGUGGCGGCCGUGCACUACGAGGAGCCCACCAUCCAGAUCGAGCUGAGGCAGAACGCGUCCCAGAAGGGCCCCGGCGACGUGGACAUCGCCGACGCCGCCUACUACUUCGAGAGGGACGUCAAGGGCGAGUCUCUGUUCGCCGGCCGCAGCGGCCUGGACGUGCGGGUGCGCGGGGAGCCCCUUCACGUGGAGCGGACGCUCAUCUACUACCUGGACGAGAAGCCGCCCCGGUUCUCCAUGAAGCGCCUCACCGCCGGCCUCAUCGCUGUCGUCGUCGUGGUCGCAGUGGCCCUGGUAGCGGGCGUGGUCGUGCUGGUCAUCACCAACCGGAGGAAGUCCGGCAAGUACAGGAAGGUGGAGCUCAAGGAGCUGGGGGAGAUGAGGAACGAACCGAGCUUGUAGGUCCUUAUUUGGCAGGGCAGGACGAGGGAAUGGAAUUUGGCUGCCUCCCAGAACACGGAGAGACAGCUUCGAGAUUCUGGGCCGAAAGAAGGAUUUCUCCUUGUCAAUCCUGCCUUGCCCGCCCCAGCACGCGCGCGCGCGCACACACACCCACACCCACACCCACACACGCGCCCUAGUUUGCUAGAUCCUGGUGGUCCUGGGUCUCCUUUGCCUUCUGCCCCCAACAAAGCAUUUCCAGAAGCCCUUAUGUUUGGGUCUGCUGACAAGAAACCUGACCCUGAGAGUGAAGGAAAGGAUGCCAUGUCAUGUGUGAGAAGCAAGUGCCUGGCAACCGUAGUCCUUUGCCAGUGACUGGAGUCCAUCUCAAAGGCCCAAAUGAGUUGAGAACGCCUCACUUUUACCGUCUGGGAUUUAUAUGAUGAACAACGCGUGAAGGAAGAAGCUUGCUUAUUGGGCCCAGGUGGCCUGCCCACUAAUUUUACUUUGUACGGAGUGAUCUGUCACCAGCAAAGGGACUUUCUGCUGUCUGGACACAUUUUAGAUAUCUUUGUUUUCCUACAGGCAAUGUCUGUUCCUCCGUUGGCCCUUGGUACAGCUAUUAGUGAUGUUUUCUUUUGUAAAAAUGUUUGUACAGAUCCCGUCAUGGACAAUGCAGCUGUGACUUUUUUUUAAAUAAAAGCAACUCGAAUUUAAUAAAAUUUGGGAAAGCCACAAACGAAAA